This is a messenger RNA of Bursaphelenchus okinawaensis, 2571 nucleotides long. The record is from the annotation of a GenBank genome assembly. Lineage: Eukaryota; Metazoa; Nematoda; Chromadorea; Rhabditida; Aphelenchoididae.
AUGACUGAAACUAAAGCUGAAGGAGAGUUUGAGACCCCCGCCGUUGCUGGCCAAAAGAGGUCUAACUCUGAAAAUGGAGGUCCUGCUUCUAAGAAACCCAACACUGGAGACCCAGAAGGUAAUUUUUUUAUAUUUUUUAUGAUAAUCUAACUGAUGAGUUUAACUUUAUGUUGUUUUUGGUACCUAAUUUCUUUUUUUUAAUGUUAUUAUUCGUUUAGUGCAAGUAAAAGUGUUGAUUCCGGCUGGUGCUGUUGGAGCUUUGAUUGGAAAGGGUGGAGAAUCGAUGAGACAAUUGAAAACUGACUCUGGAUGUCGUGUUCAGAUGUCAAAGAACCAGGAAAUGUUCCACAGUAAGUUCUUUUGGUUUUCUCUUAUUUUUAGGUUAAAAUACAUGUUUUAUGGUAAUAUUGUACACAAUAGUUAGUUUUAAUACUAUUUUUACUUCUAGAAGUAUAUUAAUCAACUGUUUAUGUCGUUUUGAGGUUUUAGAUAACACAAUUUAGGUAACAACACUGUAUUUACCUAUUCAUGCUACAUAGUUGUGUAGAUUAUUAAUAUCCUUUAUUUUUAGACACUAAUGAACGUAUCUGCUUGGUGAAAGGAAAGGUAACCGCCUCAAUGAUGGUGAUGAAGGUGAUUUUGGAGAAGAUUCAAGAGAAGAUCGAAGCCAACAACCCAGCUGAUCCAUUUGACCUUAAAGGACUGAACCGUCCUAAUGAGAUGAAGAUUGUGGUGCCAAACACAUCAGCUGGUAUGGUUAUUGGAAAGUCUGGAGCCAGCAUCAAGGAGAUUCGUGAAUCUACUGGAGCUAACAUCCAAGUAUACCCAAAAGCUGGUUCAGAAGAGGCCAAGCAGUCCAUGGAGAGAGUUAUUACUGUUGGAGCUGAACAGAACCAAGUUUUGUUGGAUGCCAUUUCAAAGGUACUGGAGAAGGUUGCGGCUGAUCCACUUCACGCCCAAGAAGCUCAGAAGACUGAACAAUACACGUCAAGUCAGUCGUUUGGCUUUGGAAGAGUUGACUCUACUCCAGCUUUUGGAAACUUGAACAGUUUUGGAGGAUCAACCCAAAGUGUUUGGCAAUCUCAGACUUCAAUAGGUAAGUUAUAAUUAGUGUUUGCUGUCUUUUUUGGACCUCUUUUAGUGUUAUUAUGGUUCAAAGCAUACCUAAAAGUGUGUAAUUGUUAUCUUUUUAGUCUCCGACAACGGUUUUAACAAGAACAACAGCUUUUCUGGCGGACAGUUGAAGUAUAACGGUCUCCCAGUGUUGAACAACAAUGAGGUAAGUAAUAUUUUAAUUUUUUAGCAUCGAGUUUUGAUAAUAUUUUGGUUUUUCUAGUAUUUUGAUUACAUAUCAUGGUUUUUUAGGUAAUCAACUUCUUGGACAACCUCCAGAACACUCUUCGUAAUUCUGGAUUUAGCGAGAGUGCCGUGGCCGAAAUUAUGCAGGCUAUGAACGUCCUGGCUCGCUACAACAUCAUGGGACUGGGUUUGGGUCUGGGUGUUGCCACUAUGGCUCAAUCCAGACAAAAUGAACCUCCUCAUCAAAUGAUGAGCAACCCCGCUCAAUCGAUGCCUCAACGCUACGACCUGACUCAAUCCAUGUUGGGUGGCAAUGGAAUUUCGUCGAUUUUGGACGGUCCUGAUCGCUCUGAGGUAUGGGAACGUUAUCCUGUCAAACACGAGUACUUUUAGGUCCUUCUCUGUCAUAUCUCUUUAAGGGUUAUUUAAUGUUCAAAAAAUGUUAUUUAUUCUGUUGAUCGGUGAUUCACAAGUUUUCAUCUUCUAGUAUUGCACUUGCUCUAACAGUAUCUAUAAUCAUUAGUAUUGUUUUAUCUUGUUUCGAGAAGCUUCUAUAGUAUGGAUAAAUCUGAAUUCUUUCAUCGGCUUUGAUCUUCUGCUCUUAACACUGACAUUCAUUUAAAAAUCUGCUUAAAUCUUAUUUCAAAGUUUUUGAAUUGUUCAUUUAUCCGGAGUCCCUAUUAGAUCAUCUGCUAAAAUAUUCUUCAUGUUUCCCACCAGUUCCUCAGAUAUUGUCCCCACAAUCUAUCAAACAUGAAACUAAGAUCACCAAAAAAUGAAAUCAAAUAUAUUACACUUGAUAUUUUAGGGUCUUGGCCAUGGUGGAGUCCUUAUUGAUGUGUUGGGACAGUCGAAUAAUGUCAACGAGUCCUUCGCGUCUACAGUCAUCAAGGAGCGUGUUAACGAAGACGGCAGACUCGAAUUGGAGGUACCGGAUGCCAUUGUUGGAGCUGUUUUAGGUCCAAAGGCCAAGACAUUGGUCGAAAUUCAACAAUUAAGUGGCUGCAAAGUAGAAGUACAUAAGAGAGGAACAGCUAACACUACUAACGGACAUCGUUUAAUUAGGUACGUUGGUCAUAGGGAAGGAACACCGUAUGGAUUUAUGUUAUUAUACUUCGCGAAAUCGAAGUAUAUUUUUUAUUUAACUUUGUUCAUUUCAGUUUGACCGGCUCGGCCGCCGCCAUCGCAAACGGCCGCCAGAUGGUGGAGAAGGUGAUCAACAAUGAACAAGCACGUCGUGGCCCAGCCUCGAGUGUCCGCUCGGGCUUCUGA